CCGGAUGUCGAAGCUUAAAGCUGCAAAAUCCCCCAGUCCAGGUUUUCAGUCCAUUUAAAAGAUCGCUCAUAGCGACGUGGUUGGAGGAAGGAGCAUCGGCUUGAGGAAACUAACCUAAGGCAGAGUAUUGUCCCAGAGUAUUUAACGGCACAAACAAAAUGGCAUCGGGAUUUGCUGAUGAGAAAAAUGGAAAAAAAUGCGGAAGAGCACAACAUUUAGCUUCCUGUCCCCAUUUGUUAACAAUCCACAUUUGGACUCCAUGAAAGAAGAUAUUCUGUACCAUUUCAAUCUGAAUACCGGCACGCUUAAUUUUCCUGCAAAGUUCGGAGAUGUCAAAUUUGUGUGUGUUGGGGGUAGUCCAUGGAGGAUGAAGUCUUUCGCUGAGUACAUUGCUGGAGAGCUGGGUCUUGCAGUUCCAAACGCAGAGUACCCAAACAUCUGUGAGAGCACAGAUCGAUAUGCCAUGUACAAAGUAGGACCUGUCCUGUCUGUUAGUCAUGGCAUGGGCAUCCCCUCAAUUUCGAUAAUGUUACAUGAGCUCAUCAAGCUCCUCUACCAUGCACGCUGCACUGAUGUUACAAUAGUGCGCCUCGGAACCUCUGGUGGAAUAGGUUUACAUCCAGGCACAGUGGUGAUCACCAAGCAGCCAAUGGAUGCCACAUUCUUGCCCCGCUUCGAGCAAGUCAUCCUGGGCAAGUCAGUGGUGAGAAGCACCGAACUGGAUGGAGAUCUUGCAGAGGAGCUGCUACAGUGCGGCAAAGAUCUAGCAGAGUUCGACACGGUCAUUGCUAACACAAUGUGCACGCUGGACUUCUACGAAGGUCAAGCUCGUUUGGACGGGGCUUUCUGUUCUUACACCGAGGAGGACAAGCAAAACUACCUGGCCAAGGCCUAUGCAGCAGGAGUGCGCAACAUUGAGAUGGAGUCUUCUGUUUUUGCUGCCAUGUGCAAACUGAGUAACCUACGAGCGGCAGUGGUUUGUGUGACACUGCUGGACCGGCAGAAAGGAGACCAGCUCAGCAGUUCUCAUGAUGUCCUGCACAGCUACCAACAACGGCCACAGAUCCUAGUUGGACAUUACAUCAAAAAGAAGCUUAAUGCUUCCAAGAAAAGUUAGGCUUCAUAUUUAUGAAUGUGGAAUGUAUGUGAAGCCAAAACCUCAGUGUAAUUUCAUUAUUUUGUAAUGUUUGAUUUAACCUCUGCAGCUAGUCUUAGUCAUGUACUGCUUAUGCACGCAUUUGAACAUAGUUAAAAUUUGGAAACGGAAAGGAACAUUUUUUAAAUCUUGUUUUUAUACUGCUUAUUUGAAAUAACUUUAAAAAAAUAUAUUUUUAGAGGGAUGAAGGGUUUUGCUCACUGUUUUGCAUUUCGUCUGUCAAUGUGUCAGUGUUCCUAACAACUCUAUUAAGGUAUAAAGAUUUAAAACCACCUGUCUACAGUUCAUAACCCUCACUCUAACACAUCCAGAAACAAACAUUCUUUUGUUUCUUUUCAGUGUGGUCAAUGCAUGACUAUGCAGUGAACUGUUAACCAUGCUUGAGAGUUUGUUCUUAAGGAAAGGAGGAUAUUAAGGCUGCAUGGCUUUGUUUUUUGACUUCUAUUAGCGACCCUUGCAGGACCUGUUGGCAAGCUUUAACAUUCUUUAUGAAACUCUGCUGAUAACAUAGCUGUAAGCAGUGUUACAGUUCCAGUGUUACAGUUUGAACUUCAUUCAAACUUAGCUCCUGAGGGGGUCCACCCUCUUCAUUCAUUGCAAUACUCUUCAUGCAAACCUUUCACCAAAAGACA
Messenger RNA from Electrophorus electricus (electric eel), 1788 nucleotides. The record is from RefSeq and is a predicted model, not a curated record. Lineage: Eukaryota; Metazoa; Chordata; Actinopteri; Gymnotiformes; Gymnotidae.